Molecule: messenger RNA, 1062 nt
Organism: Anisakis simplex (herring worm)
Lineage: Eukaryota; Metazoa; Nematoda; Chromadorea; Rhabditida; Anisakidae
Source: the annotation of a GenBank genome assembly
AUGUUCUCAUCACAUCGUCUCAGUGGACUUCGAAAGUCCAGUGGUGAAUUCAUUAAAGAGGAGGAUCAGAUCAAUAGUCACUUACUAGAAAUCAAUGCCAAAUUACGGAAAGUAAUCGAGAACAAACAGAAUGUGAAUGCCACAUUGCAACCAAUCCAAGCGUUGAUCGAUCGUAAUAAACUGAACAUCGGUUGCAAGUUAAGUGGUCCGUUACGCAAUAGAGUUAUAGCUCUUUAUAAUCAAGCAAAGAAAGCUUGCGAGGAAGAAGAGGCAUUGCUACGUAAGCUAUUGCAGAAGAUAAAUGAUAUUCACGAACUGGAAUAUAACGUAAAUAUUCAUCGUUCGUCGAUCUCAUCACCACCGUCCUCAUCAGUCACUGCAUCUGGCAGCAAUACCAAUAAAUCAUCGAAGACCGUACAGAUCAGACGUGGUGCAUUCAUGCAAUACUUGUUGCAUCAUGCCCGCAAUAUCCCGGUGUGGAUUAGUCCUGUGGAUAUUCAUCCACCUGCACUAGUUGGUGCCAUUCCAUUUCCAGAUUUUGCUGCAAUCAAGAUUGGAAGUGAAGUGGCAGCAUAUGUGAACGAAAUUUGGAUGUUAUCUGAAAUAGUAUCGGUGAAUGAGUCGAAUGGUGUUUAUGAGGUGAAGGACGUUGAUGAUGACAUUCAAAAUAAGUCGAAAUAUCUCGUGAAAAGAAAUCGAUUGAUACCGUUACCGAAUUGGAGAGCUGAUCCACAACGCGACGCACAUGCCCUGUUCCCGACCAAUUCGGUUGUAUUGGCACUGUAUCCUCAGACCACUUGCUUUUAUAAGGGUGUUGUCGAAUGGAUACCGGAGAAAGCGGCCGACGACUAUUUGGUAGCGUUCGAAGAUUCGUCGUUUUCGCAGGGAUUCUCACCGCCUCUACCCGUUCCACAGCGUUUCAUUGUUGCGUACAAGUUGAUUAAGUCGCAUAAGUGCAAUAAGCCGAAUAAACACAAUAAGACGAGUAAGCGAAAGGCAACCGCAAUCCAUCAUCGACGUGAUAAUGUCGACAGUAGUGAUGAUGAUGAAGUGGAUGAAUAA